Molecule: messenger RNA, 2055 nt
Organism: Pseudoliparis swirei
Lineage: Eukaryota; Metazoa; Chordata; Actinopteri; Perciformes; Liparidae
Gene: klhdc4
Product: kelch domain containing 4
Exons: 13
Coding region: 136-1887 (583 amino acids)
Molecular function (GO): protein binding
Source: RefSeq, a predicted model, not a curated record
UCGCCGGGAGGAAAGACGUCGGUGUUCGGCACGUGAGUUUGUUUGUGUUUCGGGUGGUCGCCGCGGUCCUCGCUGUACACAGCAGACACCGAGCCCCCGACGUCCAGCGACAGCUGCCGGUGCACCGCGGCCGCCAUGGGCAAGAAGAAGGAGAAGAAGGUGAAGGGGGCGGAGAAGACAGCUGCCAAAAUGGAGAAGAAAGUGUCAAAGAGGUCCAAACGAGAGGAGGAGGAUUUGGAAGUUAUGAUUGCUGAGUUUCAGAAUCUGGAUGCAAAGAAGACCCAAGUCGUGGAGACGACGUGUCCUCCUCCAUCGGCGAGAUUGAGUGCGUCCCUCUCCACCCAUCCCGAGAAAGAUGAACUCAUCCUGUUUGGAGGAGAAUUCUUCAAUGGAAAGAAGACGUUCCUGUACAACGAUCUGUUCUUCUACAACGUCAAGAAGAACAGCUGGAUGAAAUCGGACAUCCCCAACCCUCCUCCGCCACGCUGCUCCCACCAGGCUGUGGUAGUCCCCCAGGGUGGGGGUCAGCUGUGGGUGUUUGGGGGAGAGUUUGCCUCUCCAAACGGGGAGCAGUUCUACCACUACAAGGACCUCUGGGUGCUGCACCUGGCCACGCACACAUGGGAGAUCAUCAAGGCGCCUGGCGGUCCGUCGGGUCGCAGCGGCCACCGCAUGGUCCUCAGCAAGAAACAGCUGCUGGUGUUUGGAGGUUUCCACGAGAGCACCAGGGAUUUUAUCUACUACAAUGACGUCUACUCCUUCUCCCUGGAAACCUUUUCCUGGUCACGUCUUGCUCCAUCAGGCUCCGCCCCCUUACCGCGCUCCGCCUGUCAGAUGACCUCCACAGCCGACGGCAUGGGUGUCGUCAUCUACGGGGGGUACUCCAAAGUGCGAGUCAAGAAGGACGUGGAGAAGGGGACCAUGCACACCGACAUGUUCCUUCUCAAGCGAGAGGGUAAAGAUGGCCAAGAGAAGUGGUCGUGGUCCAGACUGAGCCCCUCUGGGAACAAGCCGACACCCCGCUCUGGUUUCUCCGGGGCGGUGGGCCCGGGGGGGCGGGCGGUGCUGUUUGGUGGGGUUUGUGACGAGGAAGAGGAGGAGACGCUAGAGGGCGACUUCUACAACGACUUCUACCUGUACGACACGGGGAAGAACCGCUGGUUCCCCGGCCUGCUCAGGGGAAACAAGUCUGAGAAGAAGAAACGGAGACGGGGGAAGAAGGCUGCAGCAGACGGGGAGGGAGCAGAGAAGAAGGGGGAGGACGAGGAGGGGGCACCCCAAGGACCCACCGAGGUCAUCAGGGAGAUCGUCACUGAGGACGGCACAGUGAUGACCAUCAAGGAAGUGAUUCCUGGAGCUCAAGAGGAGGAGGAGGAGGAGGAAGAAGAGGAGGAGGAGGAUGAUGCCUCGGCCCCCCUGGUGGAGCCCUGCGCGAGGUCCAGCGCCAUGGCAACGGUGCGCCAUGGCAAGCUCUUCCUCUACGGCGGGAUGUUCGAGGUCGGCGACCGCCAGUUCACCCUGAACGACUUCUACUCGCUGGACCUCAACAAGAUGGACCAGUGGGAGGUUCUGGUGGAAAUGGACCCGAAGACACAGGAGUGGCUGGAUGAGUCUGAGUCAGAGGACGAUGAGGAAGAGGAGGAGGAGGAGGAGGAGGCAAAAGGAGCAGAAGGAGAGAAAGAAGAGGAGGAGUCUGAAGAGGAGGAUGAGGAAGAGGACCAGGAGCACCCCGCAGUGCAGGAGGGAGAUUUGUUGUCGGACUACCAGACCCGCACCGAGCAGUACUGGAUCGGUCUGGCGCGUGCCAACAUGGGCGCCGACGCCAAGGACAAAAAGGUCGCCAAGGUCGCCCUCGCCAUGGCGAAGGUCUUCUUCGAAGACCAAUAGUGCGAUACGCCAAACUGUGUGUGUGUGUGAAAUAGUAUGUUGAAAUGACCUUUUUUAAAACAUGUCCUUUAAACUGUGCAGCAAAUUAUGUAUUUAUUUUUUUUAAACGGAAAACAAAAACGCGUUGUUUUCUCCCACUGGUCCAAUUAAAUUUGAAUAUAAGCACUA